UUCUGGACGAUGAGGAAAUGGCUUUCUGAGACGCGAUGGAUCCGUUUGACAGUACCGAAACACAAGGCUAUGACAAAUCGGAGAAAGGGGCUGAAAACAUCGCCACGCGUCUACAGUGGGCCCGCUUCUCCUCUUGGCUGGAAUGUGUUUGCGUCGUUACAUUCGACCUGGAGCUAGGGCAAGCCAUUGAGCUGGUGUAUCCCCACGACGUAAAACUUACAGAGAAAGAGAAAACAAGCAUUUGUUAUUUGUCCUUUCCGGAUUCUUACUCUGGUUGCCUUGGUGACACUCAGUUUAGCUUCAGAGUACGUCAGUCAGUGGGCCAGAAGGGCUCCUGGUUCAGAGAUGAUGAUGCGUACAACAGAGAUGCCCCAGGCACACUGCAGAGAGAACCAGCCCAUUACUAUGGGUAUGUGUACUUCAGACAGGUGAAGGAUGGUUCAGUGAAAAGAGGGUACUUCCAAAAGUCUUUGGUCCUGGUGUCCAGACUGCCAUACAUCAACCUCUUCCAGUCCCUGCUGAAGCUCGUAGCCCCGGAGUAUUUCGAGAAGCUAGAGCCAUGCCUGGAAGCUGUGUGUAAUGAGAUUGACCAGUGGCCCUCGCCGGUGCCAGGGCAGACUCUGAACCUGCCCAUAAUGGGGGUGGUGAUGCAGGUCAGGAUCCCUUCGAAACACGACAAGCCAGGAGGAAGCCCACUGAAGCAGUCGCAGAAGGAGAAUCUUCUCCCUGCUCCUGUGGUGCUGCCCACGGUGCACGAGCUGGAUCUUUUUAAGUGUUUCCAGUCAGUGCUGAUCCACAUCCAGAUGCUCUGGGAGCUGAUGUUGCUGGGAGAGCCCCUGGUCGUCAUGGCGCCCUCCCCGACCGUCUCCUCGGAAACUGUCCUGGCCCUGGUCAGCUCCAUCUCCCCGCUGAGAUACUGCUGUGACCACAGACCCUACUUCACCAUCCACGACAGCGAGUUCAAGGAGUACACCUCCAGGACCCAGGCACCGCCCAAUGUGAUCCUAGGGGUCACCAACCCCUUCUUCAUCAAAACUUUCCAGCACUGGCCUCACAUCAUCCGCCUGGGGGACCUGAAGAUGUCCGGCGAUUUGCCAAAACAGGUCAAAGUGAAGAAACUGGCAAAAUUGAAAAGCCUCGACACAAAGCCAGGUGUUUAUACUGCUUACAAAACCUUCCUCCACAAAGACAAGGCCCUCAUUAAAAGGCUUUUAAAAGGCAUCCAGAGGAAGAGGCCAUCAGAGGUGCAGAGCGCCAUCUUGAGGAGACAUCUGUUAGAGCUCACCCAGAGCUUCAUCAUACCACUGGAGCGCUACCUGGCCAGCCUGAUGCCCCUGCAGAAGUCUGUGACUCCGUGGAAGACCCCUCCUCAGAUCCGGCCCUUUAGCCAGGAGGAGUUUAUGGGGACGCUGGACCACGCGGGGCCGCAGCUCACCUCUGUGCUGAAAGGGGACUGGAUCGGCCUGUACAGACGAUUCUUUAGGUCCCCGAAUUUUGAUGGAUGGUACCGUCUCCGGCACAAAGAGAUGACCCAGAAACUGGAGUGUCUUCACCUGGAAGUGAUUUGUGAGGCUGAUCUGCUGGACUGGAUCAAAGACAAGUCUGAAGUGGAGAUCGUCGACCUGGUCCUCAAACUGAGGGAAAAGCUGAUGAAGGCCCGUCGGCAACAGCUCCCGGUGAAGGAGGAGGUCCUGGAGAAGCUGGAGAGCUAUAUCGGGAUGGUGAUUGGCUCGCUGCCCGAGGACCUGCAGCCAGUGCUGCGCCGCCACUGACCCCAACCUUCACCGCACCUCACUCCCCCCCUCCAUCCCCCCAAAACUGAGUGCACCAACCGCUAACCUUCCCAACAUCACCCACCACUGGCCAACCCAACACUAACCAUCCCAACACCACCCACCACUAACCAUCCCAACACCACCCACCACUGGCCAACCCAACACUAACCAUCCCAACACCACCCACCACUGGCCACCACAACACCACCCACCACUAACCAUCCCAACACCACCCACCACUGGCCACCACAACACCACCCACCACUAACCAUCCCAACACCACCCACCACUGGCCAACCCCACACUAAACAGCCCAGCAUCGGUUUCAAUUCCAGCACUCCCCUACUCCCCAAAAAAGACUGGUGGUGAUCGCCUCCAGCACUCCCCUACUCCUCAAAAAUGACUGGAGGUGAUCGCCUUUGCUCUGCACCAGAACCCACUUACCAACAACCCCCCACCCCCGUCUGCAGCCUUCCUCACCCCCGCACACUUUCAGCCUUUCCCCUGCCUCUGUUCAUUUCAUCCACUCACCAUGGCUCUGUGUAUUCACUUUUUAUAUUUAUUUCUAUGUUCUUGGUGGGCCAGAAGGGUUACUCUAUUCUGAAUUAGAAUGUAGCAACAUAAAUGCAGAAGCGUAAUGUAUACGCCUCUCUUAGGCUGGCGUUGGGCAAGCGUAGCCGGAGGUGUCGGGAUAGCCAAACCGCCUCUGACUGAAAAAUGCCUUUGCUUGUCCUGAGAUCCAACAGUGGUCAGAUUUUAAAGUGUACCUCAUCUAUCAAACAGUGAAUGUGUCGGGUUGUGUUACAGAGCUCGGUCUGCUGUUUUGACUGCUCAUUUCUGAUUGGUUUGUUAACCAUUGGGAAACAUAAGGAUGUUGGAGAAUUAGACCUCCUAUAAGGUGUGCAAGUAAAGAGAAAAGGGAAUGUUAGUAUAAGAAAAUGUCUAGUGUCGCCUACACUUACUGCAAAGCUGAGUCACAUAACUAUAUGGAUGCACUUUGGUGCUGAGAGUUUGUUUCUUGGCCAAACGUAAGCAUUUCUUUACAGGUACGAUAGCACCAGUGAUUUCUGGUGCGUUUGGUUUACUUUACUUUGUUCUGCUGUGCCAUAUGCAUUACCCCCAGUUCAAAUAUUACAUUUAAUUUGACAUUAGUCAGAGCGAGCACUGGAAUGUUAUUUUAGGACUGUAUAAACUUGUUUUAUUUAUUCUGUUAUUUAUUAUAGGUGAGUUUUUCAUUGCAUUGGUUUAGGGUGUUGCUCUUCCAUAAUGGUCAGGUAAACACAGGGAUUUUAAUUAUCGACAGUCUUCAAGUCAAAAAGUGCAACACAAAUCCGGUACUUUCUAUGGAUAUUCCAUCAAUUAAAACAGCAUGACGUUGGGAAUGUCUACAUUGUACAAUUAAAAUGGAUACAUCUCUUAAUAGCCUGUGAAUGUGUGUGUAUGUGUGCGUGUGUGCGUGCUAAAACAUCGUAGUCCCAGUGUCGGUUUGAUUUCUGUGUGGUACCGUGUGUCCACACUGUGUCGAAACAUUCUUGGAAAAUCCUUUGUCCUUUCUCAUGGCAGUCCCAUGAUUUGUCACUUUAGGCUUAACACAGUGUGAGAUUGUUCCCGACGCUAAAUCUCUUAGGAUAAGUAUAAUUUCAUGUUUUGUUUUUUUCAAUCGCGAAUCAGGUCUGUCUUAGUUACCGUUUUCUAAACUCAUUCCUUUGAUAGUUCUGAAUGCUCUAUUCCCUACAUAACUCUUAACACCAGGGCCGGUGCAUGAGUUUAACAGUAGAAAGAUGUACGGUAUAAAUGUACUGUUCAUGUAGUGUAUUAUAGUCCUGAUCAAUGCUGUUGCACUCAGGGCUCCUCAGAGUACAGUGAUAUGACUGUUCAAAUGUAGUAACAUUUCAAGCAUACAAGCACAAAUGCACGUUGGUAAUCAUCCCUGACUGUUAACCGUUUCUCAGUGAAUUACAUGAGCUUAGACAGUGAGCCUGUGGGGCAGACCUGUCUUUUUAAACAGCGGCUGAGUGAUAUGUGCAGGGAGAAAUAAUGUUUGCGAAUAAAUGUGCAAUGCAAGCCGGUCCGGGCCACACCAGUACAAAGCUAGCCUGGCAGAACUGAAUUAUCAGCACUGUUCUAGUAGAACCUGACUUGUGAAUCUUGAUACAUACACGUGAAUGUUAAUGCACUCAAAAGAUACAAAACCUCAUGUGUGACCCACCCCACAAAAAAGUAUAACCAAUGUAACGUUUUGGGAGUUUUUGCCCCCUUACCCCCAGUUUUAAGAGUGCAUAUAUGUGUUAUUUUAUUCAGGAUUGGUGUAGCUGUGUAAAGUGAUAUUGGAGUAAAGCUUAGGGGCUGGGGUGUGAAAUGUGAAAUGACUGUUGCUACAUUGUGUGUUUAAAGAGAACCCCCCUCCCCCCGACAGUCACAUGACUACACCUGCGCUGAAGCUUGUUCUGUGUUAGAAAUGCCUUGGUGUAACGUAGCUUGUGGUGCAUUUUUUUAUUUAUUUCAGUUUUGUAUUGUUUUAUUCAUUGAAUUAUUCAGAAAUUGUUACAAAAACUAUUUGAAAUCUGGUGGUUUUAAUCUAGAUUGGCACUGUCAGUACUACACUAUGUGAAAAAAAAAAUGUGUUGCUAAUAAAAUCUGAAAACUUGAAAUUA
Conger conger (European conger) is the source of this 4429-nucleotide messenger RNA. RefSeq names its product DENN/MADD domain containing 6B (gene dennd6b). Gene Ontology annotation, molecular function: guanyl-nucleotide exchange factor activity. The record is from RefSeq and is a predicted model, not a curated record. Gene Ontology annotation, cellular component: recycling endosome. Bases 36 to 1772 code for a protein of 578 amino acids. Lineage: Eukaryota; Metazoa; Chordata; Actinopteri; Anguilliformes; Congridae. The transcript is spliced from 20 exons.